Mobula hypostoma (lesser devil ray) is the source of this 6297-nucleotide messenger RNA. Its product is annotated as cationic amino acid transporter 2-like. The record is from RefSeq and is a predicted model, not a curated record. Gene Ontology annotation, cellular component: plasma membrane. Gene Ontology annotation, molecular function: L-ornithine transmembrane transporter activity; L-lysine transmembrane transporter activity; L-arginine transmembrane transporter activity. The transcript is spliced from 11 exons. Lineage: Eukaryota; Metazoa; Chordata; Chondrichthyes; Myliobatiformes; Myliobatidae. Gene Ontology annotation, biological process: L-ornithine transmembrane transport; L-arginine import across plasma membrane. Bases 1 to 1869 code for a protein of 622 amino acids.
AUGAUUUCCUGUGGUCGAGUCCCAUCAGUUGCUCAGUGCCUUUUUCGGAAAAAAGUGGUGACGUUGGACAACGUUCAAGAAUCCAGUCUGUGUCGCUGUUUAUCUACCGCUGACCUCAUUGCCCUCGGCAUUGGCAGUACUCUGGGUGCUGGUGUAUACUUGCUGACAGGAGAAGUUGCCAAAGUAGAGGCUGGGCCCAGUAUCGUCAUCUCCUUCUUAAUUGCUGCGGUUGCUUCAGCGUUGGCAGGUGUAUGCUUUGCGGAAUUUGGUGCACGGGUACCGAAGGCUGGCUCGGCUUAUCUCUACAGCUAUGUUACCAUCGGAGAAUUUUUGGCUUUCAUUACGGGUUGGAAUUUAAUCCUCUCUUACGUCAUUGGUACAUCCAGCGUAGCACGUGCCUGGAGCAGCACAUUUGAUGAACUGUUAGGCAAACGUAUUGGCAGUUUUCUUAGUAAUCAUUUCAGAAUGGAGGCACCAGAAUUGGCAGAAUAUCCAGAUUUCUUUGCAGCAUGCUUGAUAAUCUUACUGGCAGGUCUCCUGUCAUUUGGGGCCAAAGAAUCGACGACAGUAAACAAAAUCUUUACAACUAUCAACCUCCUUGUGCUUGUAUUUGUUAUUAUUGGAGGUUGCAUUAAAGGAAACAUUAAGAACUGGAACAUUACUGCUGAGCUGCUGAAGAACAUCACUGCUGAAACAUGGAACUUGUCUUCAGGUGCAAACAUAACAAGUGAUUAUGGAACAGGAGGGUUUAUGCCCUAUGGGUUCAGAGGUACUCUGACUGGCGCUGCCACCUGCUUCUAUGCAUUUGUGGGGUUUGAUUGCAUUUCGACCACAGGUGAGGAAGUGACAAAUCCUCAGAAGGCCAUCCCAGUUGGGAUUAUGUCAUCUCUUCUCAUUUGCUUCUUCGCCUACUUUGGGGUUUCUGCUGCACUGACUCUUAUUAUGCCCUAUUACCUCCUUGAUACCAAGAGUCCAUUCCCUGAGGCCUUCCAGUAUAUUGAAUGGGGUGCUGCCAAAUAUUUUGUGGCUAUGGGCUCACUAUGUUCCCUUUCCACCAGCCUUUUGGGUUCCAUGUUCCCUCUACCCCGCAUUCUGUUUGCAAUGGCGAGAGAUGGUUUGCUUUUCAAAGCCUUAGCAAAACUGAGUAAACGUCAGACUCCAGUCCUUGCCACAAUCACAGCAGGAAGCAUCUCUGCUAUAAUGGCCUGCCUUCUUGACUUGAAAUCAUUGGUUGAUAUGAUGUCCAUUGGAACACUUCUAGCCUAUACACUGGUGGCAAUAUGUAUCCUUGUUUUGAGGUACCAACCAGAUCCUAGUUUUGAAGCUGAGAUUGAAAUGUUCAAUGGGCUACAGAUUUCAGAGACUCCUAAACAAGGUUCCAGUUUGAAGUUGUUGAUUCUUCCUCUUCAAUUCCCCACAAAGCGAUCAUCAAUUAUUGUGACAUACUGCGUAGGGUUAAUAGUCGUCCUAAUUUGUAUUCUAAGUGGAAUGAUGACAUAUGGGUUGAAAACUAUCACAGCAACAACGAUUGGGAGUGUCGGCUUUUUUGUACCUGUUAUAUUGGCAUCAAUAUUCAUUGUAUUUGUUAUCUGGAGGCAACCUCAAAAUCAGAAGAAGGCCAUGUUUAUGGUUCCCUGCCUACCAUUUCUGCCAAUAUUCAGUAUUUUGAUAAACAUUUACCUCAUGGCACAGAUGAGUGUAGCCACAUGGAUUCGACUGUCUAUCUGGUUGGCAAUUGGUUUGCUGAUAUACUUUUGCUAUGGUAUCCAGCACAGCGUGGUGGGUCAGCAGCCUCGAGAACAGUCUGCCUCAAGUCCAGUUGAGAUCGCAAGGCCAACAGAGGAAGAGCAUAAGGAUGAGAAAGUUUAAAGGAACCAAAGACUAGGAGAAUGAAAAUGAGUUCUCAGCAAAAUACCAUAUUUUCCAAUACCAGCAGCAAUUUCUAUCUAUGCAGCAUGUCUAAUGUAAGCAAACAUCCCAAGUUGCCUCAUAUUCAAAGUAAAUUUAUUAUCAUAAGUACAUAUAUGUCACCAUAUACAACCCUGAGAUUGAUUUCCUUGCGUACAUACUCAGUAAACCCGUAAUAGAAUAAUAACCAGAAUCAAUGAAAGAAGCCCCCACUCUCAUAAGGUUAUGAUAGACAUAAAGUCAUAGAACAAAAUAGCACAGAAACAGGCCCUCCUGAAAUUAUUCUCCCUAGCUUGAGAUUUCCCCUUCAGGAAAAUCGGCAAUUAAAUACACUCAGAAUCUUAUAUAUUUCAAUAACAUCCUCUCUCAUUCACCUAAAUAGAGGGUGAAGUACCAAUCAAUUAAAUUUUUUUCUCAUAAGACAACUUCCAAUCCAGAGCUAAGUUGGAAAGGCCUUCCUGCAUUGUCCCAGAGCCUAUUCUUCCUUAAGUAUCAAGAUGAAAACCAUAUGGUACCUCAUACAUAGUCUCAUAAGUCAGGUACCGUUGUGAAUAAUAGAUGAACAGUCUCAACCCAAAAUAUUAGAUGGCCCUUUCCCUCCAUAAAUGAUACUUGACCCAUUGAGGUCUCCCUGCAGCUUGUUUUUCUUUGCACAUCUGGUUUCAAAAUUCUAAUUCUACAAGAAAAUAACUCACUGCAUGUGUAAGGAAAUUAAACUCUGAAAGAGAUGCAGAUCAACCAUUUCUCAAUGAAAAAGAAAUAUAGUGCAUAUUAUUACCUCAAGACAUCUAAGAUACCUUCUGUCAUUUAAUUGUGGUAAAAUAGAAAAUGGCAAAUAUUCAACAGUAUUUGUGGAGAGUAAAAUAGUGAACAUUUUUUUAUGUACCACACACAGUGGCCAAAUUGUCUGUCGCUGGGUUAUGAUAGAGACAUGGAGUCAAAGUAGUACAGCACAGAAACAGACCCUCUGGCCUAACUGGUCCACCAACUACAGGAUCCUCCCUGCUAGUCCAAGUUGCUCACGUUCAGUCUAUGACCUCUAAAUCCCUUCUCUCAAAUGUCUCUUAAAUGUUGCAAUUGUACCCACAUGGACAACUUCCUCUGGCAGCUCAUUUCAGGUACACACUCUACCCUCUGCGUAAAGAAGUCACUUCUCAAGAAAAAGAACAUAAGAAAUGGGAGCAGGAGUUGGCCAUCCGGUCCAUUAAGCCUGCUCCAAUUAGAUCUGGCUGCGGACUCAGCUCCAUCUACCUGCCCUUUCCCCAUAACGCUUCCCUUGCAAUGCAAAAAUCUACCUAACUGUGUCUAAAAUGUACUUAAUGGGGUAUCCUCUACCUUUCCCUGGGCAGAGAAUUCCACAGAUUUACUUUCUGAGAAAAACAGUUCCUCCUUAUCUCCAUCCUAAAUCUAUUUCCCUGAAUCUUGAGGCUAUAUCCUGUAGUUCCGGUCUCACCCUCCAACGAAAACAACUUUCCCGACUCUACCUUAUCUAUCUCUUUCAUAGGUUAUAUAUUUCUAUAAGAUUCCUUCUCAUUAUUCUGAAUUCCAGUGAAUACAGACUGAGGAGUCUCAAUCUCUCCUCAUAGACCAACCCCCUCAUUUUCAGAACUCACUAGGUGAAUCUCCUCUACACCUCCUCCAAAGCCAGUAUGUCUAUCCACUCUCCCUCGAACUGCACACAGUACUCCUGCUGUAGCAUCACCUAUACUCUGUACAGUUGCAGCAUACACACCCUGCUCUUAAAUGUAAUUCCUCUAGCACAGACAGCCAAAGAUCCAUUUACCUUCUUAAUAACCUGUUGUACCUGCAAACCAACCUUUUGUGGUUUGCACAACAGCAUGCUGCAAUCUUUCAUCAUUUAAUUAAUAAUAAUCUGAUCUUCACAUUUGCCAAUGUUGUACUCCAUCUGCCAGAUCGUUGCCCACUCACUUAACCUGUCUACAUCUUUCUGCUGACUCCCUGGAUGCUCCGCACAGUUUGCUUUCCUUUCAGUUUAGUGUCAUCAGCAAACUUAGAUAUGCUACACCCGGUCCGCUCUUCCACCUCCCUGCCUUUUCCACAUAUGCAAAUUUCUCUAUUAUGCAAAUUCUAUCAAACUGUGCCUUAAGUAUAUUUAAUGAGGUAGCCUCUACUGUUUCCCUCUGCAAAGAAAUGCACAGACUCACUACUCUCUGGGAAAAAGAAACUGUUUCUCCUCAUCUCCAUCCUAAAUCUAUUUCCCCGAAUCUUGAGAUUACACCCCCUAUUUCUAGUCUCACUUACCGGUGGAAACAAUUUUCAAUAAUGAUGAAGUAAUCUGCUGCUAUGAUACUGGAUGUGUGAUAAGUAUUGUCUGAAAUGUCAGGGUGAACUCCUCCACCUAGUAUAAAAUAGUGCCUUGAGAUCUGUAAAUUGCACCUGAGAAGACAAAUGGAACCUCGGUUUAAUGUCUUAUGCGGGAAAUACUAUGUCUAUCGGUACAACAUUCCUUUAAAGCUACACUGGAUUGUCAAUCUACAUUUUGACCUCAAAGUAGUUCUUAACCUUACGGACCACUAGUUGACCCUUGACUUAAGAAGCUGCAGGCAGCAUGUAGAUGCAUUUAGAUAUUUCUAUGUCAUGCAUCUAAUUGAAACACCUUUAUUUGUCUAUUGGCUCCAGAUCUAAAGAAAAGCACAAAAUGCAGAUUUACAUCGCACUUAAUUUGUAGCGUAGUUUUGCUCACAGUCUCAACAGAGCCACAAUGGAGCAGAUGCUUCAUUUUGGAUCUUCACUGGGUGGGAAUGGUGGAAUCUCCAUUUUAAUUGGGGCAUUCUGGGUUGAACACCGGAAGAUAUUUUAAAUGAACAUGAGGAAAAACAAAUUUACAAAGAAGAUGAGUUAAUAUAUGUUAGUAUUAUUAAAAUUUAUCCACAUAGUGAUACUAUGAGCUGACUGAUUUAAAGCAGCUUUUAUUCUCUCUUGGUUUUGAUAGUAGGUUAUCAAAACAUAUAAUAGUUAAAUGCCUAUUGGUAAAUAUUUAAACAAAUAUGGGGAUUGAUGAGGUGAGUAACUGGUUCCUGACUCUAUGAAACUCAGUGGAACACGAGAAUCCAGCGUGUGUUAAUGCUGUCUUUCCUGCUACGCAGUGGUGCUGUAAUACUUAUUUCCCUGAGGACUUGGUUAUGUAUUCAUUAAGACACAGAAGAAGGCUAUUUGAUCCAUUACCAGAUCACUCCCAUCGGUAUUCUUCCUCUUCUUAUUCUCUCUCACAUUCCAAUCUCCCCUCUAUACUAAAAUUAACUUACAGCGAAGGGUUAACCAACCUGCUGGUCUUGGAAUGUGGGAGGAAAACCAGAACACCCUUUGGGAAUCCACACAGUCGCAGGGAGAACUGCAAACUCUGUACAGAUGACAUCUAAGAUCAUUGCUCAUUUUCUUGUCACCUUUUAAAUUACAAAGGAUUACAUGGACUAUGCAGCACAGAAACAGAUUAUGCAACCCAAACAGACCAUGCACACUUUUAUGCCUCGCUUGCGCCUCGUUUGAUUUUCUAUCUUAUUUCUAAACAGUUCGGUUAUUUUUGAUAUGUGUCACAGAAGAAGACUAGACAAAGGGGUGGGGGUACAAUCUUCUAACAGGUCUUUGCCAAGAGUGCCCUGAGUAGUAUAUUAAGUGACUAGGCCAGGGUAUUUCAGUCUUUCACUUAACUAUAGAGUCAUAGAGUACUACAGCACAGAAACAAGCCCUUCAGCCCAUCUAGUCUGUGCUUAACUGUAAUUCUGCCUUGUUCUAUUGACCAUAGCCCUCCAUGCUCCUCCCAUUUAAGCUUCUCUUAAGUGAUGGCAUUUAACCCUGCAUCCGCCACUUCCACUGGCAGCUCAUUUCACACUCUCACCACCCGCUGAGUGAAGAAGUCCCCCCUCAGGUUUCCAGUAAAUAGUUCACCUUUCACCGCUAACCUAUGACUUCCGUAUCUAGUCUCACCCAACCUCAGUGGAAAAUACCUGCUUGCAUUUACCUUAUAUAUACCCCUCAUAAUUUUGUAUACCUCUGUCAAAUUUCCCCUCGUUCUCCUGCGCUCCAGGGAAUACCACUGUCUAUUAGAAAUUCACUGAUGUCUGUUUACAACCUUCUGGUAAUGGAUAAAAUUGUCCUGAAAAACUUAACCUCUGGAUUACAAGAGUCAACCCUUUAUCAGUAUCACUGUCUGGCUUCUAUGUACUGCAGAAACUUAUUGUGAGUUUUUUUUUACAGAAUAAACAUCUUGGAAAAUUGUGUUUCAACGAAAAAUAAUCAGGGAACUUUUAAGAGGGCCAUUAAGCAUGUAAAGUCCUUGAAACAGUCCCUUGCUGUUUCACCAUAGCAUUGAAAAUGUUUCCCUUUUGAGUACGGUAUGUACUCUAUUCCCAGUAAAAGUUAUUUUUGAAC